ACAUUGCAACGCUGUUUCUCACGCCAAGUGCUUUUGAAAGUCCAUACCAGCUGGAGCAAGAUCCUGAGUCACUGGAAAUUGUGCAGCAGUACAUGCACUACUUGGCCGGCAAUAAAGAGACUGAAAACCCUGGACUGAAGAGUGGCAUCAAGGGCGAUGUUAAUCUGAUGGCAACGAUGACUGGGCUGUGGAAAGAUCUGCUGGAGUCAUCGGAGACUUCAAAGUACAUUGUUCGGAAGUACCUCGCCACCACCAGCGGCGCCUUCAUGGUCUACCCUGGAUCAAUGCUCGACCAGUCAUAUGAGCCGAAAAAUCGACCCUGGUACAGCAAGGCUAUCGCCAAUCCCGGCAAACUGAUCUUCAUGCCGCCGUACCUCGAUGUGGGCGGCGCCGGUUACAUUGUCACUCUCAGUCAGACAAUUCAAACUGCCAAAAGAGGGAAACAGUCGAGUUCAGAAGAAGAUGAGGACACUGUUUGGGCGGUAAUGUCCAUCGACCUGACACUGGGCUACUUUCACAAGAUCAUCGACGAGAUGGUGCCGUUGUGCGCCAGCGGCAGCGGCGGCAAGUCCUCCUGUUUCAUCAUGGACGACUACGGCUACCUCAUUGUGCACUCCUCCUUCCUGCGACCAGGAUCACUGGGCUCCAACUCCUUCAGCGAGCGGCAACACAUUACCCACAAGGAGCCGCAGAUGGUGAAUGAUCUGCUGAAUCAGCGAGGCAUCGUGCGCAAGUUUGUCUGCAACAGCUACAACGACCGCACCAUUCAGCGGUACUACAUGUUCAACGGCAGUCUGGAGGGCAUUCUCACCAAUGUGGUGCAGCUGGAGGACGGCGCCUCCUCCUGCGCCAAGUACAAGAUGGUCACGCUGGACGGGACGAAUGCCUUCUUUGGCAUUGUCAAUCACACCUGCGACAACUCCACCACCUUCUGUCCGUGUUCACUGACUGACCGACUGUGUCUGAACUGCCACCGAAUGGAGCAAACGGACUGCGAGUGCCCCUGCGACUGUCCUCUGAUCAUGGACACCUGCAGCGGUGAUCUAAUGGAGAAGGAGGACAAGAACCCGAGUUGUAUUCCCAUGACGGAGCCGCUGCGAGAGCCCAGUCUGCCCAAAUACCUUUUUGACUCGCUGGACAGUUGUGUGAACAGUGACUGCUUCAACAAACUUUCGGAGAGCGAGUGCAAAGGCGUGCUCACCUGCGAGUGGUGCUCCGCCGACCUGGGCCACAAGCUGAAGAAGCCCUUCUGUGCGAAUCAGAACAUUUGCUUUGGAGGCAACUUUGGCUCGAAGAAUCCCUUCCUUGCGAGUCACGGCUUCUCCUACCCUGAAGAGCGCCGUCCCGAGUACAGUGCGCCCUUUGGCCCGCUGACCACCGUCAUCGUUGUUGCCUUUGUCGUCUUUGUCUGCGCCAUCUUCUGCUAUCAGGUGGGCUCGACGAGGAACUUUGGCGCCAACAGCUACAGCAACCACGCAGAGCACCAGGCGCUGCAGCAGUCGAUGGGCAAUGAGGCGGACCACCACAACCACGACAGUGAAUUCCACGGCAAUGAAGGAGGAAACCUUGAGGCGGUGGUCGCCCUGGUGCGUGCCCAAGUGAAUCCCAACUUUGAGAACAUUGCUUCGCCAUAUCAGGUCAACACCAAUUACCGACGACCUCGCGUCGAGUCCGACUACGGCUACUCCACCAUGACGCCCAAUGAGGCGGACUCUGACCUGAAUGGCGGCCACUCCAUCUACGUGGACACGCCGCUGAUCAAGUCGGCCAAGCUGAACCAGCUGGACCUACUCAACAUCUCCGCCUCGCCGACGCGGGCAUAA
This is a messenger RNA of Rhagoletis zephyria (snowberry fruit fly), 1823 nucleotides long. NCBI's taxonomy places the organism in Eukaryota, Metazoa, Arthropoda, Insecta, Diptera, Tephritidae. The record is from RefSeq and is a predicted model, not a curated record.